This is a messenger RNA of Nipponia nippon (crested ibis), 1980 nucleotides long. NCBI's taxonomy places the organism in Eukaryota, Metazoa, Chordata, Aves, Pelecaniformes, Threskiornithidae. The record is from RefSeq and is a predicted model, not a curated record.
AUGACCCUGGGGAGCGCCUGCAGCCCCGUGCUGGCAGCUCUGGUCCCCGAGGGCUGCAGGGAUGUGGCAGCCCUUGCCAUGGCAGCUGUCACCGUGGCAGCCAGCAUCACGAAAGUGGGGUUUGCUGCCCAGUCCCAGCCAUGCUGCCCACCUCCCAUUGCAGGCUGGAAUGGGAUCCUGCUGAGUCAGGGAAGCAAGGAGCAGAAGAGGCUGCCCGCCUUCAACAGGACCCUGGCGAUGCUCCAACAAGUCAUCAAGUCCUCCAACACUCACUACAGAGCCUUGGCCUGGUGCUACCUGGGGAUGCUGCUGGAAAGGAAAGAAACGUUUUCCACCACCCCAACAGGGACCCAGGACUGUGGCUUCUCUGAGACCAAACCCCUCGACUGCUUUGGCAUGGCGAUAGAAACGGUGAAAGACAACCCUCCCGUCCUGGCGAAAAUCUUCCACGUCCUGGGCAAGCAGGAGAUAGCCAAAGGGAUAUGCAGUGUGGCACUGGAUGUCCUGAGGGACCUGCAGCUCAGCCGGCAGGCGUACUGCACCCAGGCACAGGUCCACACGAAGAUGUACCUGCAAGAUGUGGAACGUGCCAGGAUAGGACAGGGCCCAGUGCCUGACAGAAGGAAGCUCGUGCACGCUAAAAAUGACCUCGAAAGGGUCCUCAAGGUUUGUCCAUGCCUGAGGAGAAACCUGGACAUGGGCCAGGUUUACUAUUACCUGAGCAUGGACGUUGUGCAAGAACUGUUCCUGGUGGAUGAAGCCCUGGACAAAGUCAUGGAGUUUGGCCUGGGUGAUACCAUACCUGAACUGCAGCUCUCCAGGGGCAAACGCCUGUGGCUUAAAAGCCAGGAAAGACUCGCCAUCGAGUGCUUCAAGCAGGCCAUUGAACUGGCCAAGGUGGGCUCUGCUGAGGCCUUGCGGUGCCUCCUGGAGCCACCGCUCGUGCUCUUUGGUCAGAAGCUGAAGACAGAGAUGCUGAUAAGGGAGGUGGGGCGGUGGGUUGAGAAAGCCAAGGAGACGCCUGAGCCGGAGCUGCUGGCGGCCUGCGGCAGCCUGAGCGGCCUCUCCUACAAGCAGCUCCCGCUGCGCCUCUACCAGGUCACCAGGAAGUUUCGGGAUGAGCCCAAGCCCCGCUUCGGCCUGCUGCGCAGCCGGGAGUUUUACAUGAAGGACAUGUACACCUUCGACGCCUCCGAGGAGGCGGCCCGGCGGACCUACGACCUGGUGUGCGACGCCUACCGCAGCCUCUUCCACCGCCUGGGCCUUCCCUUCGUCAAAGUGCGGGCGGCCACGGGCAGCAUCGGCGGCACCAUGUCCCACGAGUUCCAGCUCCCGGCGGACGUCGGCGAGGACAGGCUGGUGGUGUGCCCUGGCGGACAUUUUGCGGCCAACGUGGAAACGCUAAACGGGGAGCAAACGUCUUGCCCCACAUGCGGAGAAAAACUGACCGAGACCAGAGGGAUCGAAGUGGGGCACACGUUUUACCUGGGCACCAAGUACUCCUCUGUCUCCAACGCUGUCUUCUACUCCCCUGAGAACAAACCCCAGCUGGCAGAAAUGGGUUGCUACGGCCUGGGCGUUACUCGCAUCCUGGCGGCCUCCAUCGAGGUGCUCUCUACGGAGGACAGCAUCCGCUGGCCGAGCCUCAUCGCACCCUACCAGCUCUGCUUCAUUCCCCCCAAGAGAGGCAGCAAGGAGGAGGAGGAGGGAGCCGCGCUCCUGGAGCGGAUGUACGACGACCUUGCCGAAGCGCUGCCCCACCUUGCCGGUGACUCGGUGCUGGAUGACAGGACGCAGCUGACCAUUGGCAAACGGCUAAAGGACGCCAACAAGCUGGGUUAUCCCUACGUGGUCAUAGCCGGGAAGAGGGUUUGCGAGGACCCCCCCGUCUUCGAGGUGUGGAAUCAGAACGCUGGCAAGGUUUUGUUCCUCACCAAGGAAGGUGUCAUUGAAUUGCUGAGUAAAGUGCGAGUCCCUUGA